AAUCUUCUAUAUGAAACUCUGUUUUGCUUCCUUUUGUGUUUCAUUAAAUGUGUGAACUUUGUUUUACCAACAAGACGUGAAUGAUGAAGGAAGAGCUGACGCUUAAUUACCACUAAGCAUCAACUACAUUCACUACUGUGUUUCCAGUUGUUUUUUUCUACUGGAGUGAAGAAAGUGAAAGAUUGUAGGGAAAAUGUGACCAUGGGCAUCUCUGGUUUUAAAAAAAUAAAAUUCCUGGAAUUUUUGAAAGAGAGCAUACAAUAUGUCUGUCAUAAGGAUAUGUUAGAUAGGAUCCUAUGCUUCUCUUGCCAUGAAAGCAACUCUGAAAUAAGUUAUAGCAAAAAAGGUAAAAGAAACAAGACGGUGGAAAAUUAGAGCAUGGAUGUAGGUGUGUUAAGCAGCAAUUAUCCUGCAAGUGUAGUUUACAGUAUAAAUUAAAAUAGAUCUAGUUCCAGUUAUCUGAAAGACAGCUGCAUUAAUUAGCAUCGUACCCUUGUAUACUGCUAUGAAUACAAUGAAGAAAAGCUACCAGGCUAUCUUACGCCUCUAAUUCUAGUAGAUCUUGAUUAAGCUUGUUAUAGGGUUGCAACCAGUUGGAAAUUAUCACUUGGUUGAGCGUACUGCUGAGGUAACAUUUGAAAUGGGGUACACCAAGGCCUGUCUUGUCCUGCUUUCAGCACAUUUUGAACACUGGAACAGGAUGUGCUGUGGUGGUAGUGCUGUGUCUUGCUGAAGGAGGGGAUCCAGAUGGGAGAUAUAUAUAUAUUUAAUUUUUGAAGGGACUUAGAACAGUCCUCAUACUUAAAAAUCUAUUAAGAUGUUCUUUUGGCUUCUAGAAGGAACUCAGUUUGCAUACAGAAAACAGUGUUUACACUGUUGACUGACUUCUGGCACUUAUGAUUUAGUCAAACUAGCUUUUAAAUUCUUCGGAGCUUUUUUUAGGUUAAAUAAUACGCAAUUUGGGGGACAAAUUAAGUAUAAUUAAUCCUGCCACAGUCUCACAAGACGUAUAGGUGAUUGUGAGGCCAUUUCCAUGGCUGUAAUUCACAGACGAUGCAUUCUUCUCUUUUUCCAUGCAGAUAACAAUUAAAAAAAAAAAGCCUUGGAACAAAAUUAGAUUCUGAUAAGGUACAAUGACUGUUCAAUGGAAUACAUGAGGUCUUAUCUAUCUUUAGCCUGUUUUUCCUAAAGCAGUAAUCUCAGUGUAGAUUCAGCUGUAGAGAGGGAGAGAGAAGGAGGAAAUGGUACAGAACUUCUUUGAUGUAAUUGCUUCUACUAGUUUAGCCUUUAAAUUGGGUUUAAACAGGUGAAGGCAGAGUGCAUUGUACAUAAAGUGGGAGUCAUGUUAAACUGAAAGGCAAGCAGAUUUUUGGCACACAGACACUGUGGAAGAUGCCAUUUAAAUAUUUUAGAAAUUUAGAUGAAGGAAACUUCAGGAAAUUAAACAAUGGAAGUUCGUAAGACUUAGUAACACUUGUAAACAGACUGUAAUCUCAUUAGGAAAAUUAUUUGGCUUGAAUGUUACAGUGCAUAUGAUGAAAUACGAAAACAUUGCUCAGCAACUGGGAUUUGGACUUUGAGUGGCACUGACAUAUGAACCCCUGCAUGGUUUUCAAGUGUGCUAUUUUUGGCAGCUGGGUGUUGGCUUGUCUCCUCAGUAGCAGUAGAAAGUUAACUUAGUGUAUAGAGGAGGGUGAUUCGCGAUGAGAAGCUCCUUUGAAACUAAUUAAACAUGGGCUGCUGCUUCAGUAAGGAGUUGAGUAACAGCACGAAUGAGGAGAAAACUGGCCUGUUAGAAAAACCUGUGGAAGAGGAAGCCCCAGACUCAAGGAUAAGUAAAACUUUAUCUUCAAUUUUAGGAGCUGUAGAAAGGAAGAAUCUGCGUACAGUGGGAAGGACAGUUAAUGGGGAAGCUGCGGUAGCCGGCAUUGAAUGCAUUCGUACCGAUGAUUGCGCAGUGUUGAAUUCUGAAUCCGGGCCCUGGGAUAGAAAAGCAAAAUAUAAAUCGUAUGAAAGUAUGGAGAAUAGUUGCUGUGAGAGCUCUAGGAGAGCAUAUGACAGACCUUCUAGCUUUUUUAAUUCCUUUAGUCACCUUCCGAAGGUCUCGGGUACAGGUGAAAACCUACAGAAAAGUGAGCAAAAGAAAAAUGAGGUGAUUAAAAAAGAUGCGUCUGAAAAACCUAAGAGUAGUCAGCACAUGAGCAAUAUAGAAAAUAGCAGUAACAGUAAUAAUGAGAAUGUAGACACAGAAGAGCAUUGCUCAUUUGGUCACAUUUCUACUUCAUAUAUACCAGCCAUCAUAGACAGAGGCUUACAGGAUGAAAUUUCCUUAAACAGAAAUUUCCUUGAUGAUUAUGCAUGCAACCAUUCAAUACAGAACACAAUGAUAGUUAAUGCUGAAGACAACGGGAGUGACAGCCUACAAAAAGCUUCAGGUUCACUUAGGCAGAUGUCUCCAACCUUUUCUUACCUUGAUGCAGACAACAAACGUACAAAAGAGAGGGAGUUCUACAGUAUUUGUGUUGUAGAUACUGAAGAUCUUAGAGGUGAUGAAGAGGGGCCAGCUACCAUGCAUGAAAAGAUUGCAGCAGACGUAGAUAACUCAGCUGUUACUGAUGAAGGAAUGCACAGCAUGGCAUGGCCUCUAGACAGGGAGAGGGAAUUUCCAGUGCAGCAAUCAGCACAAGUGGAAGCUAAGCUUAAUUCACAGAAAGAGCCAUCUGUGUGUAAAAGUGAGGAUAGAUCAGAUGUGCAGAAUAAGGAGACAGGGGAAUAUUGUAGCAUGGUCGUCCAGUCUUCUUACAAUAGCUCACUGACUGACAAAUGUCAGAUGCACAGAUUAAACAUGGACAGUGUAGUAACAAGUGGUUUAAGAGCAGAAGCGUGCAAUGAAGUUAUCCCUGAGGGUCAACAAGAGGAGAAAUAUAACACGUGUAAUGGUGUCAGUUGGAAUGAAUCAUUUUGUAGAACUUGUGAUUCUGUAAAAACUGUGGAUUCUGCUGCAGAGGACCAAUACAGCCCUGAUUCAGGAAACAUGAAACGUGUUUGUGAUUGUAUUUCCAGUGUAUCGUUAAAAACUGAAGCAUGCAAUUCAGGAAAAACUGAGGGAGAUAAUAAUUCUGAUUUUGUACUGAAUGGUUUAAACUUGCACCCCUCAGGUGUUGUAAACAGUGAACAAGUGGUAGAGAAUACAAGGGGUAACUUUAAAUUAUUAGAGUUGCAUGAAACAAACAGUGAUUCUUUUUUGACGAGUCAAAGUGCAGAAAAAAAUGGUGAAGAAUGCUUCAUCCUAAAGCCAGGAAGUAAAGAAAAGCCAUAUGUGGAAAAGAGAACAUUGCAAAGCAUGUGUUAUGAUAGCCAAAAUCUUGCACCUGGCUCUGGUGAACAUCACAGUGUUUUGGAAGAGUUCUUGAGAGAUAAAGAGAAAUGCACAGGUACAGUUCUGCUUAACCUUGAAACUUUGAAUAUGACUGAAAUGCAUGAAAGCUUGGAAGAAAGUUCUGAUUUUCAAACUCAAAUUAAGGGUUGUACUGAAAGCAAGGUGCCAGCUGAAGUGGCGUCCUUACAGAGCAUUGAGGAAGAUGUCUGUAUGAGAAGCACCAAGGUAAAAGACAACGUGCUUGAAGAAGCUGGUAGCUUCAGCAGAACUCAGUCGUGGGUAAGUGGUGGUACUUUGUCAUCUCAUGGGCUAGAUAACGCAAGAACAGAUGAAAUAGUCCUACAGAAAAACAGCGUAGAGUUUCAGACUUCACAACAAUUACCAGGGAAUAAAGGUAAAGUAUGCAGCUUUUCAGAUUCAGAUAAGGAAAGCAGUGUCUCUUCUGUGUCUGCGGAGCAUGAGGAUGUGAACAAAGUGGACUUGAACUGUGGACAAGAUAAACAGCAGGAUGUAUGUUCCUUCUGUGCAAUGGAAAAUCAGUGGAAUGCAGCGACUGAUCUAGCCACAAUAGCUGGGGAUAUAGAGUCUGUGAAACAGACAAAUGUUCACCCAAACGAAACAAUUAACGAGGCAGAAAAUGCAAAACACAAUUCUGAUGCUAACAUUGCUGAUCAUGACAGCAACAGCUCAAAUUUCAGUAAAGACUUGACUCAUGAUAGAAGUACUUACUGUGAGUACACUCUACCUGUAGUAUUGGACAACUGUGUGUGCGGGAGUGGGAAACUGAUAAAUGACUCUAAAACUCUUGAAGACACUAAUAGUCUUUUCCAUAAUGACUGUAAUUUUUUACCUUCAUUGUGUCAAAAUUCAUGUUCUCAUGCGCAUGAUAAACCAGUGGCAGAGGAUGAGACAUCUGACUGUGUCAGUCCAAAACCAGAAUUUGGGAAUAGUGAGGUUUCUUUUGGUCCAUUUACUGAAAUGCAACCGGAAACUCCUGAAAAAAGUGUAUGUGGUGUACAUGAAUGUAAUCUUCAGAAUGAAGUAGAACAUUGUGUCAGUAUUGACUCCAGGGAGGAAAAUCUCACCGUUUCUAGUUUGUCAUCUGGUGCUGUAGGAGCUUAUGCCACUGGGAAUUUACAGCUAGAAGCUGAGACUGAACUAAAAGACACCAGUUACAUAUUAAACACUGCAGUGAAAGACUCGACCACACGUUGUGAACAUGUGCAGUCAGAUCACAAGGUUUUCUCAAACAAAGAACGUGAAGUUUUCGUUGACCCAGAGCAGGUAGACAAAUAUGCUGCUACUCCUUCGUAUGAAAUACACAAUACUUGUGCUGUUGCCAAAGGAUUUCAGGGAGUGAAAAGUGAGAAGUGUGGAUUAGAUCCAAUGGAAGACGUAUCAAGUAACCAAGAAUAUUCCUAUAAACUGGACAGACAAAAUCCCCAAGUUGAAAUGUGGUCGCAUUGUGCAAGUCUCCCGAGUGGCGGUGCUGAUCUGACAAAUCAGCUGUUUCCUGACACUGUCACUACUGGUAAUGGUGAAUACCUGAUGGGCUUUUUAUGGAAUAAUACAAUUCUUAAUGGAACUGUAAAGAGUGACAGACAAUAUAUAGAUGGUGAAAGCUUCCAGAACGAACCUGAGGAUCUAACAGGUGCUUCAUAUGCAGUGGGAAGAUACCCUUAUCAGCUGCUAGCUCUAGAGAAUGUUGGUAUUUGGGACUGGCAAGAUAAAGAUGAAUUUGAGUCAGCCAAGGUUUCUGAGUUAAAUCCUAAUGCAAAGGUGUGGGGAAAUCAUAUGUUACAUUUGGAAGCAAGUGGUGCCACUGAUGGUAGUGUGAACAAAACGUGGGAAGAAAUACCUGACCAGCCUCCAGAUUCAUGUAAAGAAGGACUGGAUGCUAAAGGAGAUGGCGACAAAAAGCAUCAGAAUGCGGUGCUGACAGAGCUGCAGGAGUCAUCGCCAGCUGUUUUGGUGUCAGACCAGACAGAUAUGAACUCUUUGGCUCUUGAUCAUUCUGAGUAUGAGUCUAUGCACGAAACCGCUCAGACAGGUGGAAAUGAACAAUUGCUGCCAGAAGGUCAGGAAGAUCUACGAGAAUUGCUGAAAAAAACACUGGAAUUUUGCUUAUCUAGAGAAAAUCUUGCCAGUGACAUGUACCUUAUAUCACAGAUGGACAGUGACCAGUAUGUGCCAAUAAUGACAGUAGCAAACCUUGAUCACGUCAAGAAACUCAGUACUGAUAUGGAUUUGAUUGUUGAAGUGCUGAGAUCGUUGCCUUUAGUCCAAGUGGAUGAGAAGGGAGAGAAAGUUAGGCCAAAUCAGAAUCGCUGUAUUGUGAUUUUACGUGAAGUUCCUGAAUCUACCCCCAUUGAAGAGGUUGAAGCACUUUUCAGAGGUGAUAAUUUGCCUAAGUUUAUCAACUGUGAGUUUGCCUAUAAUGACAACUGGUUCAUCACAUUUGAAUCGGAAGCCGAUGCACAGCAGGCUUACAGAUACCUUAGAGAAGAAGUGAAAACUUUCCAAGGAAAACCCAUUAAGGCAAGGAUAAAAGCAAAGGCAAUAGCUAUAAACACAUUUUUGCCAAAGAAUGGAUAUAGACCUCUGGAUAUGAACAUCUACACACAGCAGCGUUACACAACAUCCUUUUACUUACCUCCAGUAUACAGUCCCCAACAGCAGUUUCCAUUGUACAGUUUAAUUGCUCCACAGACCUGGUCAACCACGCACAGCUACCUUGACCCUUCAUUGGUAACACCAUUUCCAAAUACUGGAUUUAUCAAUGGGUUCACAUCUCCAACCUUCAAACCUGCUGCUUCUCCUCUGACUACACUCAGACAGUACCCUCCCAGGAACAGGAAUCCUAGCAAGUCCCAUAUACGACAUACAAUACCCAGUGCAGAAAGGGGACCUGGGCUUCUAGACAGUCCUACCAUAUUCAACUUUUCUGCUGAUCGUUUAAUCAAUGGCGUCAGGAGUCCACAGACGCGGCAGCCAGGACAAAACAGGACACGGAUGCAGAGUGCUACCACGAGUUACACCAAGAGGGAAGUAGGAACUGGACGGAUGGAGCAGAGCAGCGUUGACUCGUCUCCUGGUUUAGGUCGAGGAAGGAAAAACUCAUACGGAUACCGAAAGAAAAGGGAGGACAAGUUCACAAGAGGCCAAACACAGUCUCCACCACCCCCAAAGCCUCCAUCUCCUAGCUUCGAAUUGGGUUUAUCUAGCUUUCCUCCAUUACCUGGGGCUGCUGGCAAUUUAAAGACCGAAGACCUUUUUGAAAACAGACUGUCCAAUGUGGUAAUAGGAACGUCGAAAGAAAGAAACAUUAAUGUGGAUGCAAGUACAAACACUACUCCAUCGGGAAUUCCUCGCGAGCCACUGUUGCCAGCUGCUUCUACAUUGCCCAGGACGUUUGAAAGGUCUCCUUCACCACCCCAGUCUUCGGAGGAUUCCAAGGUUGUGGAUAAACAGCAGAGAGAGACACAGAGUACAGAAAGGCUUUCUUCUUCCACACUCAGUACUGCAUGUAAAUCGGUACAAGUCAAUGGCGCUGCCAUAGAACUGCGAAAACCUAGUUACGCAGAAAUUUGCCAGAGAACAACUAAAGAUCCUCCUACAUUGCAACCACAGAAAGAACAGAAGCCAAACACUGUAGCAUGUGGGAAAGAAGAAAAAAAGCCCACAGAAACAAUAGAGAAAAACAGAGAACCUCCUCCUGCAAAGUCACAUCCAGGACAACCCAAAGACCAGAGAAGACAGUCAGGACGCAGAUCGUCCCCUCCCGCUGUUGGCAAACGCUUAAAUAAAGAACAGAGUACCCCUCCGAAAUCUCCUCAGUGAAACUAGCACCUGGGAGGGAUUCAAAGAGGUCUGCUUCCCACAAAUUAAACCCAUGUUCCCACUAAGAUACCUGAGAAUGAGUUGCUGGUUAGGAGCUUGCAGUGAUACUAGGCAUAUAACAAUGCCUGCAAGUUAUUUUUCUGUGAAAUACUUUUUCCCCUCUUGAACAAACAUUCUAUUUUUUCUGGAUAUUUCUGGAUAGUUGUUCUAAACCUUACAUUUAGGUUGGUGCUUAAUUGGAGGUGAAGCUUAGUGUGAUUAUUUUUUUCAGGAUGUAAAAUAUUUGUCUUUAAAAAAAAAAAAGAAGUGACUUUUUAUUAAGCCUCUCUGUGGCUGUGUGAGUGCAAGCUCUGUAUAGUGAGUUUUUUCGAAACUGUUAAGCAGAAAUGUGCUGCUGCAAUAUUUUUAAUAAACUGGUCUGCAAGUACAUAUCUAAAGUGUCCAAAAGAUUGAUAACGGCAGCUAGUGUGUAGACUGCAAGAAGUAGGUAUAUUUUACAAAUUGGUAUGUGACCUUGAUUUUUUUUAUUAGGCUGCUGUACUAAAUGUCAGCAAAUGAACUUGCACUUUUAGGUUAAACAAGUAGUUGUUUCUAGCAUUUUUAAAAACCUAAUCUUUUUUGAUGUUUUGCACACACAGAACGAAUCCCACGGAGCACCAUGGCAGUCUUUCUAAAACACUUUCUGAUUUUGACUUACUGCAAGCAAGUAACCAUCUUCUCACUCCAGAAUAAAACUGAUAUUAUAAUUUGCAAAUACAAAGCACAUUGUGAAUAGAAAGAACUAAGUCUGUGAGCUUCUAUGGUGGUGAAGCCUACUAGUGGAUGUUAUCAGGAGAAAGCACUGUAGCCUUCUUGUGAUAACCUUAGCUUCCCUGUGCUUGUAAGGGAGUUAACUGAGUCAGCGCUGUACGUUCUGGUUACCCCUGUGCUCUGUGUAGACUUUUUCUUUUUUAAAUUCUGCCCCAAGUGCUCUUUGAAAGAGUUCAUAUCUUAGUCAGCUUCGUGUUGACGCCUUCCCGUAACUACAAGCAUUGGCAUAUAGAUUGAAAAAUUUCAAGACGUGAGAUAAUGGUGUUUGUUUUGUGUGGUGGAGGAGGAGAUCCCUGAUACUUACCUCUGGGAUGAGGUUUCUCACACUUACUUACUUUAGAAGUGAUGCGCUUUCUGAAGGACAAGGAUGCACUAAAUUAGCAAGUUUCUAAUAAAGUUGAAUAUAAAUUAUUUUUGUUCAAAAAUGCCUAAAGCUUUUCUUUAAGUGUUUAAACUGCAGGAAGUCCAGACUAAACUCAUUCCUGCUGACUAUGACAGUACAGUUUAUUCCACAAAAAUGUUUAUUUAAACAACUGAUUUUUUUAAGAAUUAUUUCCAUCCAAUAUUUAAAGACUUGAAUUUUAUUUAAACUUGAAAAUGACUUUGCCUUAACUUUUGUACAAGACAGCUUAGAGUUAAUGAGGUCUGACCCCAUUGAGGGUUAGCGUGAGUGGAAUACAGAAUUACUCAGUUGCAGUAUGUAUCUAUUGUCACUGGUCUUACUGGGUAAACAUACUGUAGUACAGGAACUAGCAGCAGUUUUUGUAAUAUACCUUAAAGAUCUUAAACAGUUGAUCUUUUUCAGAUUGUUGAAAAAUCUGUAAAUGCAAAUAGUCAAUACUGUAUUAAAUAUGUGCACUUGGAAGUGUGUGCUUUGCUUGUACAGUUGUAAAUAAUCAGAACAUAUAAAAAGGUACCCUAAAGAAAAAAUCUGAUAAAAAUUAUUGAUAUUAUAAAUGUUGCUGUUGAGCUGGAUGUAGAUAAACUAAAUGUUGUGGUUUGAAUAUUACUUUAAUUUGUUGUUUUUUCUUUUCCUUAUUUUAUUCUGGUGUGCUGAACUGACUCUGCCUCUUCACUGCAAAAGGGAAAUGGAACGAAAGUCUUAUUUGAAAGCCCUCGAGUGUUUUCCGAACCCUCUAAAAAGUGAUUUAACCAAUUCAGAAGUGUUCUGCAAUGUAAAUAGUGGAUCUUAGCAGAAGUUGUAAUUUUAAGUCAUUAAUAAAAAAUGAAAUGGAAUUGGGAAAAAAACUUUAGACUGCUAAGAAAAAUGUACACUGAGGCAUACUUGUCUGCUUUCAAGAAUAUCAGUGCUUUCCUCAGUGUAUGAUUCAUAGAACUGUAAAGUAACUCUAGAGGUAACUUCUGACAAAUUUCCUGUUAGGAAUCAACCAGUAACUAGUUGACCUUCAAGUCCAGCCUGUUGUAUGCUGCGGAAUUGGUUGAAAUAGGGCACGCUGGAACCCACUGAUUUUCCUCAUUUAAAAAGCACACUUUGUGAAUGCUGUGGAAGGAGAUAGGACUCUUGACAACAUCACCAAAACAGCUCAACUAGUUCUGUCAUUGGAUUUUGAUGAGCUUAUCCUUUCCCGGUGGCAGUGAAAGUGGUAGCUAGAUUUGUGUAUGGUUAAGGCUGGCUGUAUGGUUCGUUUUGUUUGCCUGCUGAAAGUGAAGGGCUUACCAGCUGCAAACAAUCACAAGUGGUUACAGACUGUGUACAGCUAGUCGUAAUGCUCAACUGGUACAUAAGGUAAUCUCUUGAGACCAGCAGGAUGUGUUGUGCUGUUCUAAUGUAUUCUGCUGCCAUUUGUGCUAGGUCAACACACUGUAAUUACUGCUUACCCAGCAACAAUCUGUUGCAUCGAAAGUUUAAAUCUUCCUCUGACGUGGUUUUUAUAGCUUUUAAAAAAAAAAAAAAGAAAAAAAGAAAAAAGAAGAA
Molecule: messenger RNA, 9965 nt
Organism: Lagopus muta (rock ptarmigan)
Lineage: Eukaryota; Metazoa; Chordata; Aves; Galliformes; Phasianidae
Gene: LARP4B
Product: La ribonucleoprotein 4B
Exons: 16
Coding region: 1733-7219 (1828 amino acids)
Biological process (GO): positive regulation of translation
Cellular component (GO): cytoplasmic stress granule; cytosol
Molecular function (GO): mRNA 3'-UTR binding
Source: RefSeq, a predicted model, not a curated record